Elgaria multicarinata webbii is the source of this 2056-nucleotide messenger RNA. It is a transcript of the gene COX15, whose product is annotated as cytochrome c oxidase assembly protein COX15 homolog. The record is from RefSeq and is a predicted model, not a curated record. NCBI's taxonomy places the organism in Eukaryota, Metazoa, Chordata, Lepidosauria, Squamata, Anguidae. Gene Ontology annotation, biological process: heme A biosynthetic process. The transcript is spliced from 9 exons. Gene Ontology annotation, cellular component: mitochondrial inner membrane. Bases 263 to 1483 code for a protein of 406 amino acids. Gene Ontology annotation, molecular function: oxidoreductase activity, acting on NAD(P)H, heme protein as acceptor.
UUCCGGUCCCAUUUCCUCAUUCCGCGUCCGCUGAGGGGGGAGGAGGAGGGGGGAGCUCUGUAGGCGGCCUUGGUGUUGUUGGUUCGGUACUACCACGCCCCUCGACUCUCUCCUGUUCUGGCCGCGCGCGCACGCGCGAUUGGAAGCGUCGUCCUCUCUGUCACGUAGACCGAGCGCGCGACCACCCCCCGGGGGGUGCCGGAAAGUCUUCGGUUCAUUUCCGUGUCAGAAGAAAGCCGCUUCCGGGUCGUGUCUGGAAGCGAUGCUUCUGCGGGCGGUACUCGGAGGGGCUCGGCUCUUGCUGGCCCCUCGUGGAGGAGGUUCUCCUGGCCAGCAAUGUCUCCGGUGGUGGCAGCUCCCACAGAGGCGGACGCAACACAGUGUGGUGUCAGAAGUGGCUUCCCAGACCAAACCAGCUGUACCACCUGUCUCCAAUGCUGUGACAGACCGGAUUGUAGGGCGCUGGCUCUUAAUAUGCAGUGGCACUGUGGCUGGAGCUGUGGUGCUCGGUGGCAUCACUAGGCUGACAGAAUCUGGGCUUUCAAUGGUUAACUGGCACUUGGUGCGGGAGAUGAAACCUCCUCGGACACAGCAGGAGUGGGAGGCAGAAUUCCAGAAGUACCAGCAAUUCCCAGAAUUUAAAAUCCUGAACCAUGACAUGACACUGACAGAAUUCAAAUUUAUCUGGUACAUGGAGUAUUCACACCGUAUGUGGGGACGGCUUGUGGGGCUGGCUUACAUCCUUCCAGCAGCCUACUUCUGGAGGAAAGGCUACCUGAACCGGUCCAUGAAGGGUCACGCCUUUGCCCUUUGUGGGCUUAUCUGCUUCCAGGGCCUGUUGGGCUGGUACAUGGUGAAAAGUGGACUAGAGGAAAAGCCAGACUCUCAUGAUAUUCCUCGGGUCAGCCAGUACCGUCUAGCUGCUCACCUGGGAUCUGCACUUGUUCUUUACUGCUACAGCUUGUGGACUGGGCUGUCACUGCUGUUACCACAGCACAAGUUACUUGAAACUCGUCAACUCCUGCGCCUGAGAAGGUUCACUUAUGGAACAUCAGGCCUCAUCUUUCUCACUGCCCUCUCAGGGGCAUUUGUGGCAGGACUGGAUGCUGGUCUUGUGUACAAUUCCUUUCCUAAGAUGGGGGAACGCUGGAUUCCUGAGGAUCUUCUUGCCUUUUCCCCAAUGCUGAGGAACGUAUUUGAGAAUCCCACAACUGUGCAGUUCAAUCACAGGAUUCUAGGAGUCUCCUCUGUCACAGCUAUCACAGGUCUGUACCUCCUUUCCAGGAAGAUUCCUCUGCCACGCAGGACUAGAAUGGCCGUUGCCUCCUUACUAACAGUAGCAUACCUUCAGGUCACCCUGGGAAUCAGCACCCUACUCUUGUAUGUCCCGACUCCUUUAGCAGCCACUCAUCAGUCAGGCUCCUUGGUGUUGCUCAGUGUGGCUCUGUGGCUGAUUCACGAACUUAGGCGGAUCCCUAAAUAGCCUCACUCUCUCAGCCAGGAGCUGGGUGUUCAGGAAUGCUGCCUUUGCUACAUAUUUUGUGAACAACUGUGCCUGAAAGCCUGAAUUUGACUAAGAAGAGCACUGUGCAGAGCAGCACCUCGACUUCAAGAUCUGGAGUAUUUAGUAGCAAAACCUGAUGAAUUUGAACCACCAUCUGUCGAGCUAUCCUUGGCUUAAGAUGUGAGGUUGACAAGACUGUCCCUGUGAAAAGAACUGGGGUUGUUUGAACUAUGCCAUCUGUCUAAGGCUGUGGCCAUGAGCUCAUCUCAAUGGUGUCUCUAUCCUACUACAUUCUGUGUAGAUUAAUGGAUGUCAGCAUUGGCAUGGUAUAGGAUUAAGGGGUGAGUGGGCCUUGAAUUUUGAAUUGACUGUAAUUGAAGGCGUGGCGACAUUACAUAGGACUGAGAGGAUGUAGUUGUACUCUGUAGCAGUGUCUUGGGCCUUAUUCUCUGUGCCAUGGGCCAUAUUCUCUUUGAGUGGAAUUAUAUUAAUGUUUGAAUAUUUCAGAAUUAUCAUAAUUUAAUUAAAAAUGCUUCUUGAUGAGUCUUUCUG